Penicillium canescens is the source of this 1002-nucleotide messenger RNA. RefSeq names its product putative cyclase. Gene Ontology annotation, molecular function: arylformamidase activity. The transcript has 6 exons. Lineage: Eukaryota; Fungi; Ascomycota; Eurotiomycetes; Eurotiales; Aspergillaceae. The record is from RefSeq and is a predicted model, not a curated record. The coding region runs from base 1 to 1002 and encodes 333 amino acids.
AUGCAGGCGGUCCCGUUCCAACCUUCCUCCCAUCAGAUCAGCGAGAUGCGUCUGCCGACUUUGCAGGAAUUACGGGAGAGAAAUCCGCCCACUGUGCAUCCGGACACCGCUUGGAUAUGGGGUCCAGAAGAUGAGGUCGGUCGCCUGAAUCUUUUGACAGAUCCACGAAUCAAAGAAACAGCAUCGAAGGAAAUCACCACCGGUACGGUAGUAUCGUUGAACUGGGACAUCCACCUGCCAGAAUUUCCCGCUUUUGGUCGACCCCCGUGCCAAACCAGAUUAUUGCCGAAUGCCUCGAGCGAUCUAGUUUUUGACGAUACCCUGUCAAUGAAUACCCAAUCCGGGAGUCAGUGGGAUGGUUUCCGGCACUUCGGGCACAUGACUAAAAACGUCUUUUACAACGGUCUCUUGCGUGCUGACGUUUUAGUGGGCGAGCGUUGUGGAAUCCAUGCAAUUGCAAACCAUGGUAUUGUCGGCAGGGGCGUUCUUUUGGAUUAUUACCGCUAUGCAUAUGAGACUGGGAAAGUCUAUGACCCCUUUUCUAGCCAUGCGAUAUCCCUCCAGGAGCUUUUGGCAUGUGCCGAAUUCCAAGGUACAGAGCUCCAGAUAGGAGAUAUCCUGCUCAUCCGCAGCGGCUAUACAGCGAGAUAUUAUGAGCUAAAGCACACAGACCCUCGUCGACUCAAAGAGGCUGGCUGCUUGGAGCCGCAAUUUGUCGGAGUGGAGCAAUCGGAGGAGAUGAAAACAUGGUUACACGACUCCUACUUUGCGGCAGUUGCUGGUGAUGCCCCGGCGUUCGAAGUCUGGCCCCCGAAGAAGGAUUAUCAUAUGCAUGAAUACUUAUUGGCCUUAUGGGGAAUGAUAGUUGGCGAAAUGUUUGAUCUUGAGAGCCUCUCGGAGAUUUGCAACAAAAGAAGAAAACAUACCUUCUUCUUCACAAGUGCACCGAUCAACCAUAGAGGCGGAGUAGCAAGUUUGGCUAACGCCCUCGCCAUUCUAUAA